GCUUCCACCGCUGUCGUAUACUGAUAAUAUUCUUUUCCAAAGCAAAGCAAGAAAAGCUUUACUGAAAACGAAGCUCAAUUUGAUAAAGUAGGAUUUUCAAAAUUCAUUAGUCACAAAAGCUAAAGUUAAGUUGAAUAAUAAUGACCUUCUUCAUUUUAGCCUCACCUUCACCUACACAUCUCAUCUUUAUUCCUUGAUCCACAAAAUACAGAAAAAUCAAGAAGAAGAAAAAUACCCAGUUUCUGAUCUCAAACAUGGCUUAUUUUACAUACAUGUAUGUUGUUAUACUUUGUUUGAUAAUUCCCACCAUUUUUGGCCAAGUUACAGAGUUCAUCAGCAUAGACUGUGGAGGCACGGCCAACUACACCGACAGCAGCACCGGCCUGGCGUGGAUCUCAGACAACGGAAUCCAAGGCGACGGCGUGCCAGUGAGAGUGGGAGAUACAAAUGGAAACUCACAGCAGCAGUAUCUGCUACGGCGGCCAAUAACAAGGCGACGGCGUGCCAAUAACAAGUACUGCUACACACUCACCACUGAAGAAAGACGGCGCUACAUUGUCCGCGCCACCUUCUUGUACGGGGCCUCCAUGAGCCAAGGCGCGUACCCCAAGUUCCAGCUCUACCUGGAUGCAACAAAAUGGUCCACAAUGACAGUUAUGGAUGCUUCUAGAGUGUAUGUUAAGGAGAUGAUCAUAAGGGCGCCGUCUCACUCUGUGGACGUGUGCGUGUGCUGCGCAACCACAGGCUCCCCCUUCAUAUCAACUCUCGAGAUGCGGCCUUUGAACCUGUCAAUGUAUGCCACUGAUUUUGAAGAUAAUUUCUACUUGGACGUGGCAGCAAGAGUCAAUUUUGGUGCCCCAACCCAAGAAGCUAUAAGGUACCCUGAUGACCCCUAUGAUCGUAUAUGGGAAUCAGAUCUUGAUCGAAGGCCGAAUUUCCUGGUUGGGGUGGCACCUGGUACAGAGAGAAUCAACACUACCAGAGACAUAAAUGUGAAUACCAGAGAAUAUCCACCUGUUAAAGUGAUGCAGACUGCAGUUAUCGGGACUAAAGGAAGCCUCAGCUACCGCUUGAAUCUAGAGGAUUUUCCAGCUCAUGCCCGAGCUUAUGCAUACUUUGCUGAGAUUCAAGAUUUGGGAUCAAAUGAGACGCGUAAAUUCAAAAUGGAGCAGCCUUACAAUCCUGACUACAGCAAUGCGGUGGUGAACAUAGCUGAGAAUGCCAAUGCAAGUUACACACUGUAUGAACCUAGCUACAUGAAUGUGUCGCUGGAUUUUGUUCUGACAUUUGCGUUCGUUAAAACUCGGGAUUCAACACAAGGGCCAAUUCUGAAUGCGAUGGAAAUAAGCAGAUAUCUAGAGGUUACUGCUAAAACAGAUGCAAAAGAUGUGAGCAGCCUAAGUGUCCUGCGCGCUAUGUUUGUUCAAACUGAAUGGGCCAGGGAAGGGGGAGAUCCUUGCAUCCCGACAAGUUGGGGAUGGGUGAGUUGUAGCUCCACAGCACCACCUAGGAUCUCCAAAAUUGUUCUGUCGGGUAAGAACAUGACGGGGGAGAUACCAAGGGAGCUUAAGAACUUAGAAGCAUUAACAGAGCUGUGGCUGGAUGGCAACUCAUUUACUGGGACGAUCCCUGACAUGAGUGGCCUCGUAAAUUUGCAAAUAUUGCAUCUAGAGAAUAAUCAACUGACUGGUUCACUGCCUUCGUACCUGGGUAACCUGCCAUACUUGCAACAACUGAACGUACAAAACAACUCUCUGAGCGGGGAGAUACCUCAAUCAUUGUUAAGAGAAAACUUAACUUUGAGAUAUGAAGGCAAUCUGCAUCUCAGACAUGUGACAAAAAAACAUAACAAAAUAAUACUUGGGAUAACAAUCGGAGUGAUUGCACUUCUUCUUGUUCUCUCCAUUACAAGCAUACUGCUACUUCGACAUUAUAGGGCAAAGAAAAUUUCGCAGAGGAAUGAGAAAGGAAAUUCAUGGCGUGGCAGCUCCAAGCCUUUAACAGCAUAUUCAAUGGCACGAGGUGGAUCUUUGAUGGAUGAAGGGGUGGCAUAUUACAUUCCACUCCCAGACAUAGAAGCAGCUACAAAUCAUUUUUCAAGGAAUAUUGGGAAAGGAAGCUUUGGACCAGUUUACUAUGGAAAGUUGAAGGAUGGAAAGGAGGUAGCGGUGAAGAUAAUGGCCGAUGCAUCGAGUCAUGGGACCAAACAAUUUGUUACAGAGGUCGCAUUGUUGUCUAGAAUCCAUCAUAGAAAUUUGGUUCCUCUAAUUGGAUACUGCGAGGAGGAGCAUCGGUGCAUGCUUGUCUAUGAGUACAUGCACAAUGGGACCUUACGGGAUCAUAUACACGGUUCUGACAACCAGAAGCACUUAGACUGGCUAGCACGCCUUCGUGUUGCAGAAGAUGCAGCUAAAGGCCUGGAGUAUCUGCACACUGGAUGCAACCCCAGUAUAAUCCACCGUGAUGUGAAAACAAGCAACAUUCUUCUAGAUAUAAACAUGAGGGCAAAGGUAUCAGAUUUCGGGCUCUCAAGGCAAGCUGAGGAAGACCUGACACAUGUAUCAAGUGUGGCAAGAGGAACGGUGGGAUACCUUGAUCCGGAGUACUACGCAAAUCAACAAUUGACUGAAAAAAGUGAUGUAUAUAGUUUUGGUGUUGUUAUGCUGGAACUUAUCUCAGGAAGGAAGCCUGUCUCCAUAGAGGAAUACAGUUCAGAUUGGAGCAUCGUUCACUGGGCAAGGUCUCUGAUCCGCAAAGGAGACGUGAUCAGCAUCAUAGAUCCUGCACUGGCAGGGACCGUGAAAGUUGAAUCUGUUUGGAGAAUAGCAGAAGCAGCAAUUCAGUGUGUGGAACAACACAGCUCGGUGAGGCCAAGAAUGCAAGAAAUUAUAUUGGCCAUACAGGAUGCAGUCAAGAUCGAGAAAGGAACCGAUAAGUUAGACUCAUCGGGAAGUACAAGAGGACAAUCUUCUAGAAAAACACUCCUAACAAGCUUCCUUGACAUCCAAAGCCCUGACAUUUCCAAUGGAUUGUUCCCAUCAGCAAGAUAACAAUCCACCAUCAACCAGCAUCUAAUACCUCAAUCUUAUCUGGGAUUUUGACUACAUGUUUAUACUAUCCCACCUAAAAAAUUAGCAUCAUUGUAGAUACACACUCUAAAUGUGCUUAAUUUCACUCUUUUACAAGUGACUGAAACUUACAUCAAAUAUGCAUCUUCUUUAA
Salvia splendens (bonfire salvia) is the source of this 3222-nucleotide messenger RNA. Its product is annotated as Leucine-rich repeat protein kinase family protein. Gene Ontology annotation, biological process: protein phosphorylation. Gene Ontology annotation, molecular function: protein binding; protein kinase activity; ATP binding. The record is from RefSeq and is a predicted model, not a curated record. Lineage: Eukaryota; Viridiplantae; Streptophyta; Magnoliopsida; Lamiales; Lamiaceae.